AUGACAGCUGCACAACAACCUCAGCUUAUUUUAUUAUUUAGUGGGAAAAGGAAAUCAGGGAAGGACUAUGUGACUGAUUUAAUUCAAAACAGACUGGGAUCAAAGGUGUGUUGUAUUCUUCGGCUGUCUGGACCCCUCAAAGAACAAUAUGCACAGGAACACAGUCUGGACUAUGAGGAGCUGCUUGGAGCGGGGGACUAUAAGGAGAAGCAUCGGGCGGAGAUGAUCCACUGGGGGGAGAACAGGAGAGAGAAGGACCCGGGCUUCUUCUGUCGUAUGGCAGUACACAGAGCCUCCCAGCCUGUGUGGAUUGUGAGUGACUGCAGGCGGAUGUCUGAUCUGCAGUGGUUCUGGAGCGAGUACCCACAGCAGUGUGUGACUGUCAGAGUGGAGGCUUCAGAGCAAACCAGAGCUCAAAGGGGUUGGAGAUUCACAGCAGGAGUGGAUGAUGCCGAGUCUGAAUGUGGUCUGGACCAAGUUGCGAAUUUUGAUUGGACCAUAAAAAACGAAGGAGAUGCCACUGUUCUCGACAGACAGAUUGAAAGUCUGUUAACUUUGGCUAAAGAGAGGACACAAAAUGACCAAAGCACACAAGACAGCAUCAGAUUAAAUGGACGAUGAAGAUGAGACAUCCUGGUGGGGGGAAAAGGCAUUGCUUUCGACACCUCAAAACAUUAUGGACAGUAUUCUGAUUUCAGGUCCAGCGCCACCUGGAAACACAUGGACAACUCGCACACACUCACAACCAACUUUGGUCAAUUUACAUCAGCCAAUCCACCUUCUGCAUGUUUUUGGAAGGCUGGGCAGAAUUCAGAAACCAGAGAAAAAUGAAAGAACAUGUAAAGCUAGAGGAACAAACUGAGGUUUCCAGGACCAGGCUGCUUUGUGGCCUCCAGUUUACAAGCUGUGCCAAGUCGCUCAGAUAGAAUUUUCAGUUUAAAUGUUGAACAGGUUCGUCUGGUUUUACAUUUAAAAUGUCUCAAAUGUUUAGACUAAGUAUUUUACACGUAAUUGCUGCUCUGGAAUUGUGUUGUACAUGAACUAUAAAUAAAUAUA
Messenger RNA from Trichomycterus rosablanca, 1056 nucleotides. It is a transcript of the gene pmvk, whose product is annotated as phosphomevalonate kinase. Gene Ontology annotation, biological process: isopentenyl diphosphate biosynthetic process, mevalonate pathway; cholesterol biosynthetic process. Lineage: Eukaryota; Metazoa; Chordata; Actinopteri; Siluriformes; Trichomycteridae. Gene Ontology annotation, molecular function: phosphomevalonate kinase activity. The transcript has 5 exons. Bases 1 to 621 code for a protein of 206 amino acids. The record is from RefSeq and is a predicted model, not a curated record. Gene Ontology annotation, cellular component: cytoplasm.